Microthlaspi erraticum is the source of this 489-nucleotide messenger RNA. The record is from the annotation of a GenBank genome assembly. NCBI's taxonomy places the organism in Eukaryota, Viridiplantae, Streptophyta, Magnoliopsida, Brassicales, Brassicaceae.
AUGGAGGAGGUUGAGCCACAAGAGGAGGAAGAAGAACUCCCUAUGUACCAAGAGCACUACAAUGCCCUCUUCUCCAUGGACUUCAUGGAUACCAAGUACCCACAUGUUGACACAAUGAAGGCCCUUGGAAUCUUUGAAGAUGUGGAGCUGGUUCUCAAGAACAUGCACUUGGCCAAGCUCUUCUCUUAUCACAUGGAAUCCUACAAGGAGCUCACUUGCGAGUUCUUAGCUUCAAUGAGGUACCACAUGUAUGAAGAGGAAGAUAGAGCUGAUUUGGACCAAGGAUUGGGAUGGAUCACGUUCUUGGCUAAGGGAGAGAAGAGAAUGGUGACCUUUAGGCAGUUGGAGAUCUUGUUUGGGUUCAACUAUGGAGAAGGACCAAGUGGAACUUCAAGGAAAAGGAACUCCAAAGGGUUUGGGCUACAAUCGCUGAUGGAGUGUACUCUUCCUCAAGGUCCAAGGCAGCUCAAAUCAGGAGCCCAGUCUUGA